Messenger RNA from Triplophysa rosa, 2598 nucleotides. It is a transcript of the gene lrrc56, whose product is annotated as leucine rich repeat containing 56. The transcript has 13 exons. Gene Ontology annotation, molecular function: protein binding. The record is from RefSeq and is a predicted model, not a curated record. Lineage: Eukaryota; Metazoa; Chordata; Actinopteri; Cypriniformes; Nemacheilidae. Bases 109 to 1971 code for a protein of 620 amino acids.
UGCCGUUGCUAUGCAAACUUCAACUGCGGUGUAUUUUGGCAGAAAAGACAUGCUCGCACACAAUAAGAUUGUCUAAGGUCAUCAAAGACAUAAUAAAAGUGACACAUUAUGAGUGAAACCUCCAUUAAGAAGAGGCCAGGCACAGCUCGCUCUAUUGUGACUGAAUUUAAAGGAUCUGUUGUGAUAAACCCAACUCCUGUUGAACCUGAGGACUCUGACCACAUAACAACAGCAAAGUUGAAAAUUCUGUCAGGAUCAGACAACCUAGAGGAAGUGACCUCACUGGAGAUGUGUGUUGACACCCGACAAAACAGUCUGAAUGACAUCGGUGUACACCUGCCCAAGCUUAAAGAGCUGAAAAUGAGCAACAGUUUGAUCUUAUCUGUGCGGGACCUCGGAACCAGCUUUUCCCACCUACAGGUCUUAUGGUUGCCUCGCUGCGGUCUGACCGACUUGGAAGGAAUCCCUUGUCUUUCUUCCUUGAAGGAACUUUAUUUAGCAUACAACAACGUAUCAGAACUGGUCCAACUCAAAAUCCUGGAACAUCUGGAGCUCCUGGACCUGGAGGGAAAUAAUGUCAGCGAUCUGUUCCAAGUGUGGCAUUUGGGCUUUUGCGAAAAGCUUAGAACACUUUCCCUGGAAGGAAACCCUGUAUGCUCCUGCCCUGGUCCAGGAGCUGUAGAGUUGGGGUGUGGACAGACUCAGGCAGACUACAGCUACAGGUCUGCAGUAUACAAACUGAUUCCACAGCUGAGAUUCCUCGAUGACGUGCCGGUCGAGGAGGACAAACCUGAAUGCUGUAGAAGCACACCAACAGACUGGACACUUCUCAAAGAAUCAAUCAAAGACUGUUCCAACAAUGACCGACUGGAAUACACAGAUACAGAGGACCGGCCUGUCGGUGUUUGUGGUGUCAGACCUGGUUCUGCCCAGGACCUUAGCCCAAGAAUAUCCUCCAGCAGUCUCUCUAGCCGUCCAGGCAGUGCCAGACCUCUCACUUCCAGCGCCGAGUCAAGACCGGGGUCGGAUAACUCCGAUCUAGCCACCCUGGAGCAUGAGGUCAGCAAGCUAACAAAUGGUUUUGGCAGUGUUCUCUGCGGGAAUCCACUACAGGCUGCUCGUGCAAGGAGACAGAAAAAAACGGUUCAAAACUCUCAUUCUCAAACCCGACCCAGCACGCGGCUCAGUAGUUACAUUCCUGAACACUCGUAUGACAAUGAACAGCCAAGCGGUCAGGACCGCAUUGAUGUUUAUGCAGAGCUCAGAAGCUGGAGGAUCGAACAUAACAAACGUCUUUCAUCUAUCGAGAAGGACCGGCAGCCCCAGGUUAUGAAACACUCGCACUGUGGUGAUGGAAAUGAAGAUGAUGAAGGCGGUCACAAUCAUAGUUUUAUGAGUGAUGACAUCACUAGGAAUGAAGAGGAUGAACGGACUGUCUGCAGGAAUACAACGUUUGUUCCGUCUCUCUCACCAGAUGUGUUUCAACACGGCACAGAAUCUCAGGAGGUAUUCAGGCUCUCAUCAUCAGACAUGUCUCCUUCACCCCCACUGAACGCAGUGGCUCCCCAUGCUGGCCGGAGGACAACACCGAGUCGCGCUAGGAGACUCAAACCUCAUAAUGGUGAAAUCUGCAUUUCGAGGCCGUCAGAGGACAACCUGAUGUCUAAUCUCGAAGCCUUAAAAACAAACUCAUCCUUGGAUCCCCAGAGUACCACUGUGAAAACGGUGUCGCCUCAAAUUCUUAAAAAAACACGGAGACCAUCCACUAGUCUUGGGGUCUCACCUCUACGAGCACAAUGGUCAGAAUCUACUGGGAAUCAUCAACAACUAGAUAACUGGCAUAAACCAAUCAUACGUUCUAACACAUCGGAUCAACUUACCCCCACACGUCCACGAACAGCCAGAGCUGCACUGCAGAGGUUACCGAACCGGACCCUCCUGCCUGACAGAGGAAAUGGAUUCCUGGAAUAAUGGAUUGUAAAACAGACACCGUUAUGCAUGCAGGCCUACAGCAGCUCAGAAAUGUUGAACUUUGUUGGGAGUUAAAGGAAAGUCUUUGUUAAAAAGUAACCAUGUUCUCUUAAACCGUCUGUCCAUUUGGAAUGCAUUGACAGCAAAGCUGGAAUUAAAUUAGUUCAUUUUGCAAAAAAGUACAUUGUUUACAAGGGACGCAUUUAUUGUACUUUUAUACAACCUUUUACUUUUUAAUAUUCUAGGUGAACAGAAAUAAGUAAUGGUGUGAGGUCCUAUAUACACCAUAUAACACUGGAUGGCGUUUGGAUGAAGUCACUUACAUUGAUCGAUCACUAGGGGGCGCCAUGCCCAUUUUGCAAGUUUUUGCUUACAGCUGUUUUUUGCAGACGUGUUUUUCUAUGCAUAACACAAACACUAAUACAAAGAAACAGGUUAUUGCACAGUAUACAUGUGUAGUUAAAAAUACCCCGCCCCCUAAAAAAUAUAUAUAUUAUAUGAUUUUUUUAACCCUCAUGUUGUUGAAAACCUGUAUAUGACUUUUUUUCUGUGGAACACAAAAGAAAUGUCUCUGCGGCUUUGUGUUCAUAAAUGUUUGGCUUUGUGUUUAUAAUAAAUGUUGUUUGG